This is a messenger RNA of Kogia breviceps (pygmy sperm whale), 3188 nucleotides long. Lineage: Eukaryota; Metazoa; Chordata; Mammalia; Artiodactyla; Physeteridae. The record is from RefSeq and is a predicted model, not a curated record.
CCACGUCGGGGCGCGGCGGGCGGCGGCGGCGGGAGCGCGUCCCGUCCGGGUCCUGAGGAGCCGCCGCCGCCGCCGCCGCCGCUCGCCAACAUGGCGGACCUGGAGGCCGUGCUGGCCGAUGUCAGCUACCUGAUGGCGAUGGAGAAGAGCAAGGCGACCCCGGCCGCCCGCGCCAGCAAGAAGAUCGUUCUGCCCGAGCCCAGUAUCCGGAGCGUGAUGCAGAAGUAUCUCGAGGAGAGACAUGAAAUCACUUUCGACAAGAUUUUUAAUCAGAAAAUUGGUUUCUUGCUAUUUAAAGAUUUUUGUUUGAAUGAAAUUAAUGAAGCUGUACCUCAGGUGAAGUUUUAUGAAGAGAUAAAAGAAUAUGAAAAACUUGAGAAUGAGGAAGAUCGCCUUUGUAGAAGUCGACAAAUUUAUGAUACUUACAUCAUGAAGGAGCUGCUGUCUUGUUCACAUCCAUUCUCAAAGCAAGCUGUAGAACAUGUGCAAAGUCAUCUAUCCAAGAAACAAGUGACAUCAACUCUUUUUCAGCCUUACAUAGAAGAAAUUUGUGAGAGUCUUCGAGGCAGCAUUUUUCAAAAGUUCAUGGAAAGUGACAAGUUCACUAGAUUUUGUCAGUGGAAAAACGUGGAAUUAAAUAUCCAUUUGACCAUGAAUGAUUUCAGCGUACAUAGGAUUAUUGGACGAGGAGGAUUCGGUGAAGUAUAUGGUUGCAGGAAAGCAGACACUGGAAAAAUGUAUGCGAUGAAAUGCUUGGAUAAGAAGAGGAUCAAGAUGAAACAAGGAGAAACCUUAGCCUUAAAUGAAAGGAUCAUGUUGUCCCUGGUGAGCACAGGAGAUUGUCCUUUCAUUGUCUGUAUGACCUAUGCCUUCCAUACGCCAGAUAAACUCUGCUUCAUCUUGGAUCUGAUGAACGGGGGCGAUUUGCACUAUCACCUUUCACAGCACGGGGUGUUUUCUGAGAAGGAGAUGCGGUUUUACGCCACAGAAGUCAUCCUGGGACUGGAACACAUGCACAAUCGGUUUGUCGUUUACAGAGAUUUGAAGCCCGCAAAUAUCCUCUUGGAUGAACACGGACACGUUAGGAUAUCAGACCUUGGUCUUGCCUGCGAUUUUUCCAAAAAGAAGCCGCACGCGAGUGUCUUUUCCCCCCACGCCCGCCCUGCCUUGGAGACCCUCGUGACCGUGGAAGGGUGGGAGAUACGAUGGGCAUAUGUGCGAGCCCUGGCCCUCAGCACGGGAAGGUGGCGCCACACAGGGACGCCCGUGCCCAUCCCUUCCAGGGGCACCCACGGGUACAUGGCUCCCGAGGUCCUGCAGAAAGGGACCGCGUACGACAGCAGCGCCGACUGGUUCUCCCUGGGUUGUAUGCUUUUCAAACUUCUGAGAGGCCACAGCCCUUUCAGACAACAUAAAACCAAAGAUAAGCGUGAGAUAGACCGAAUGACACUCACCAUGAAUGUGGAACUUCCAGACAUCUUCUCCCCUGAGCUGAAGUCCCUUCUGGAAGGCUUGCUCCAGCGAGACGUUAGUAAGCGACUCGGCUGCCACGGACGCGGUGCACAGGAACUAAAAACGCACGACUUCUUCAGAGGCAUCGACUGGCAGCAGGUCUACCUGCAGAAGUACCCUCCACCCUUGAUCCCUCCCCGGGGGGAAGUCAAUGCGGCCGACGCCUUUGACAUCGGCUCAUUUGAUGAAGAGGAUACCAAAGGCAUCAAGCUUCUUGAUUGCGACCAAGAACUCUACAAGAACUUCCCUUUGGUGAUCUCUGAGCGCUGGCAGCAGGAAGUGGCGGAAACUGUUUAUGAAGCAGUAAAUGCAGACACGGAUAAAGUGGAGGCCAGGAAGAGAGCUAAAAAUAAGCAGCUUGGCCACGAAGAAGAUUACGCUCUGGGAAGAGACUGCAUCAUGCACGGGUACAUGCUGAAGCUGGGGAACCCAUUCCUGACUCAGUGGCAGCGUCGAUAUUUUUACCUCUUUCCAAACAGACUUGAAUGGAGAGGAGAGGGCGAGUCACGACAAAAUUUACUGACGAUGGAACAGAUUGUGUCUGUGGAAGAAACUCAGAUUAAAGACAAAAAGUGCAUUUUGUUGAGGAUAAAAGGAGGGAAGCAAUUUGUCUUGCAGUGUGAGAGUGACCCCGAGUUUUUGCAGUGGAAGAAAGAGCUGACGGAGACGUUCACCGAGGCCCAGCGACUGUUACGUCGAGCCCCCAAGUUCCUCAACAAAUCCCGCUCGGCUGUCGUGGAGCUCUCGAAGCCGCCCCUCUGCCACAGGAACAGCAAUGGCCUCUGACCCCUGGCACGGGGAGGGUCCCACGAGACGGCACCUCCUCCGGGAAGUCCACAUGGGCUGCUCGACCCGCGAAGUGGAGCCUUUGGGAGAAGUGUGAGGAUGAGAGAUGGAGUCGCUCACCUCCGGGGUGCUCCGUGGCUGGGGGGGCCCAGGACUCUGCGAUGCUCCUACUAGGAGUGGCGACCACCCUCAGGCUUGGGGCGCCUCCUCCCCUCCUGAGGACCUCCCGCCAUGAUCGCAUCCAUCCGCCCUCGAAACUACUGAAGAAACAAAGUUCUCUUUCUUUGCCACACACUUCUUUUGGUUAUAGAUGAACCUAGAACUUGAAAUGAUUCCUACUGAUUGUGUCCCUUUUUGCAUCCGAUAUCAAAUGUAUCUCAGGCUUGCCAAGAUGGGAUCGAACAGUCUGCCGUUCAGGUUGCCCCAGCGUUGCCACGAUCUGUCCAUAAUCGGCCCCGGCUGGGUUUAGGUGUCUUUGCUCCAUAGUCCUGGCAGGAUGGCAGACCAGCUGGGUGUCCUCUGUGCCCUUGAGAACCAGCCUCUCGUUGUCUCGGGGCUUGAAAGCUGCAGAGGUUUUCUGAGAGGGCUGCACCUGGGCCCUCCCCGCGGGUGCCGCACCCACGGGUACCAGCCUGCCUCCGGCUGGGAGCUUAGGCAGCUGGGACCAAGGGCGUGGGAGCCGCUCAGCAUCGAAGGCGUCAGAUGGUAGAUGGUUGGAGGCUCACGGUGGCCCUGCAGGAGAGGCAGUGGCGUUCACAUCUCACGGUGACACAGCCGUUUUCAAACCGUCAAGUCGGUGCACUUCCCCUGGGUGCACAGGACCGCCUGCGGGCGCCCGUGUCGGGCUCGGACUGGAAGCGGUCGUGAGACACAGCAACUCUGGUUCCCUC